CACGAAGAAUAGAGGGAGAAUGAAAAAAAUGACAUAAAUGGCGGAAAGCAAACCUAGCGCCAACAUUCGUAUUUUCGUUUAAUUUUUGCUCCAAAGUGCAAUUAAUUCCGGCUUGUUGAUCGCUGCAUAUUGAGUGCAGCCACGCAAAGAGUUACUAGGACUGGAGUAUAGUCAUCGAGUCGAUUGCGGACCAUGUACAAGCGCAAAACCGCGAGUAUUGUUAAAAGAGACAGCAGCUCCGCAGCGGACACCUCCUCCUCGGCUAUGAUGAUGAAGGUGGAUUCGGCUGAGACUUCAGUCCGGUCGCAGAGCUACGAGUCCACACCCAUUAGCAUGGAAACAUCACCGGAUCCUCCAACGCCAAUCAAGUCUCCGUCGAAUUCACAAUCGCAGCCUGGACAACAGCGCUCCGUGGGCUCACUGGUCCUGCUCACACAGAAGUUUGUGGAUCUCGUGAAGGCCAACGAAGGCUCCAUUGACCUGAAAGCGGCAACCAAAAUCUUGGACGUGCAGAAGCGCCGAAUAUACGAUAUUACCAAUGUUUUGGAGGGCAUUGGACUAAUUGAUAAGGGCAGACACUGCUCCCUAGUGCGCUGGCGCGGCGGGGGCUUUAACAAUGCCAAGGACCAAGAGGACUACGACCUGGCACGCAGCCGGACUAAUCAUUUGAAAAUGGUGGAGGAUGACCUAGACAGGCAACUGGAGUAUGCACAGCGCAAUCUGCGCUACGUUAUGCAGGAUCCCUCAAAUAGGUCGUAUGCAUAUGUGACACGUGAUGAUCUGCUGGACAUCUUUGGAGAUGAUUCCGUAUUCACAAUACCCAAUUAUGACGAGGAAGUGGAUAUCAAGCGUAAUCAUUACGAGCUGGCCGUGUCGCUGGACAAUGGCAGCGCAAUCGACAUUCGCCUGGUGACAAACCAAGGUAAGAGUACUACAAAUCCGCACGAUGUGGACGGGUUCUUUGACUAUCGCCGUCUGGACACGCCCUCACCCUCGACCUCGUCGCACUCCAGCGAGGAUGGUAACGCUCCAGCAUGCGCGGGGAACGUGAUCACCGACGAGCACGGUUACUCGUGUAAUCCCGGUAUGAAGGAUGAGAUGAAACUCUUGGAGAACGAGCUGACGGCGAAGAUAAUCUUCCAAAAUUAUCUGUCCGGUCAUUCGCUGCGCCGAUUUUAUCCCGAUGAUCCGAAUCUAGAAAACCCGCCGCUGGUGCAGCUGAAUCCACCACAGGAAGACUUCAACUUUGCGUUAAAAAGCGACGAAGGCAUCUGCGAGCUGUUUGAUGUUCAGUGCUCCUAACUGUGGAAUGGGAUGUACACCUUAGGACUAUAGCUACACUGCAACUGGCCGCGUGCAUUGUGCAAAUAUUUAUGAUUAGUACAAUUUUGACUUUGGAUUUCCCUAUAUCGUCUAGAAAUUUUUAAUUAGUAUAAUACCUUCUAAUUUCGCCACUCUAACAGCAAAACCAAUAAAUUCAUAAAUGCACA
Molecule: messenger RNA, 1490 nt
Organism: Drosophila sechellia
Lineage: Eukaryota; Metazoa; Arthropoda; Insecta; Diptera; Drosophilidae
Gene: E2f2
Product: E2F transcription factor 2
Exons: 5
Coding region: 193-1302 (369 amino acids)
Biological process (GO): regulation of transcription by RNA polymerase II
Cellular component (GO): RNA polymerase II transcription regulator complex
Molecular function (GO): DNA-binding transcription factor activity, RNA polymerase II-specific; RNA polymerase II cis-regulatory region sequence-specific DNA binding
Source: RefSeq, a predicted model, not a curated record